AUGGCAAAUCCAACACCUGCUUUGCAUCUCACAUUUGCACUACGUCCACUCCAAAAGAAGGGAUCGGUAUUUGAAACAGAAGAAGGGUUUGACCAGGAUGAAACAAGCCGUACACUAUACAAGACGGACUUUCAUUUCUGCUACGGAUCUCCGGGAGCAGAGAUAGAAUAUGAAUGUGAGAGAACAGAGACAGACGAGUGGCUUUAUCUUAUCUAUGUGUAUGGAGUUCCGGAAGUCAGGAUAGAACUCGUAGAGAAUGAUGAGGUUGAUAUGGAAGAGAUAACUCUCUGUUCUAUAACAAAAGAGCAGACUAACACGGACAAGAUAAUUGCAAAUACAGCUGUUUGCAGAAUCAGUGAACCCGUCGUUAACGGAGAGGUUUACCGUUGUCGAUGGAAUAUGAAACUUGAAAAUGAAGUUAUAGCCGGAAAAUCACCCACGUACGGUUACAUGUGUUUAAGACUCGUGUCUAAGAAGAAAAAUAAAGGCAAAAUAAAAGAGGAUAUAAUCUGGGAAAGGAAGAGCGCUGUGCAAGAGUAUCCGUUCAGUUCUGUGAUUGCUUUUUGUUUGAACAUUCGUGACAAGCUGUUUUCACACAAUCUAUCAGUAAACUCUGUUGGCAACACGACGAAAGAUCAUCUCAAAGAUAAAGUUAAACCUAAUUCUCUGUAUGUUGUGAUUGAAUUCAGCAGCGGUAAAAUAGAAGUAACUCAUGGAACGGAUCUUAGUAUAGCUCAAGAACUAGGAAGUACUGUGGUUCUAUCCGGCUAUGAGUGUGAUGAUGAGGAUGGUGGAAAUAGUAGCAUACUGAUGGAAAUAAGUGCAAAAACCAAAUUCAAACCUGGUCGUAUACAAUUUGGGAAUAGACCAGCCAGCUUUGUUUUAGAAUUUAAUGAACGAUUGACAGACACGGAUUUGAGGCGUAUACAAGAUGAUUUGGGUUGUUCAGUCAAAGGAAUACAAGAAACCAAUACUGUUCAAGUACUUUUCAAUGAAACUGACAAAUUAGACGAAGAAAACAUAAGCUUUGACAUAACUUUGCAUUUCUCGAGGGGAAAAUUUGUGGAGGAGCUAUUGAAAGUACAAAAAUGGACAAAGACAUUCCUGGUUGUUGGUUGAUAACAUUUGAAAGCAAGGAAAUUGCUAGGAAAAUCGGGAUAAUGAAGAAAUACGGCGUCACAAUAGGAGAAGAACGAGUUAAUGCACGUGUUUUCCCUGUCUACGAAGGAUUUGGACUGACAGUUAAUGGUGGAAAUAAGCCUGUAUAUGACAAAUCUCCCUUUGUAGUUGAAGUGAACAAAAACAAACUGCGGUCGUACUGCGACUUGUCAGUGUUCAAGGUCGAGGAAGACCACAGGUGCCCCUCGGUGCAUUAUUUCAUCACAAGCGGGCACCAAGGUAGAACCAUCAACCCUCCGUUAGUCAGCUGGAUGACUUUUCUGAUAUGAAGAAAUUCAACGCCCCGAAUUACGUAUAAACAGACUUUUCUAAAUUUUUAGACACAGUACUUAAAACCUGGUUUAUAGCCUACCUCAGGAUUGCUGUUUUACUUCUAUAAAUGUUUAAUCCUAGCUAUUUUCACGUCAUCAAGUAAACAAUUGUCUGAGAAUGCCAUAUUUACAAUAGAAGUAAUUGGCACAUUUAGAAAAACUGCAGCUUCUUUCUGAAAUAUCUAAACCACUACUCUGCUGAAUUUGAAUUCCUAUUCUUUUUUUGUAUACAAAAAAACAAAAACAACCCAACUCUGACACAGAUGCUACAGUGGUCAAGAAUUCAAAGUUCUUGAUUGCAAUAAGGGGCAUCCCGACAUAUACCUAUCUCAUGUUUACUCAAAUGAAUUCUUUUUGACUGCUCUCAGUUGCACCCAUAACUAAAAAUAUAAAAAGGUAUUUUAAGUUUAACGACGACUUCUCUUCUUCACUUGAUAAAUGCUUUCUUAACUUGAUCUCAGGAUUAUUGUAUUAAUAUUAAAAGUUUGAUCACAUGUUUUCACUGGAGUCCUUUUAGAGGUCACCAGGCUAGGAACAGAAACUAAUUAAACGAUUUCUUCUCCUUAGUCGCUUGAUGGCGCUACACGCUUUUUGAUGGCGGCUUUAUCUUUUUAUUAAUCUUUCUGGAAUGUGUUAUAUUGGCUUCUGUACUAGGUUUAUUCAAACAAGAGAAAAGGAAAAGAAAUCAUUCAUCUCUGUCAUAAAUAAAACAAUAAACUAGAUGUGGUAUGGGCAUCAUCUGUUAGAGACAAAGAAUACGAUGAAUUUGAAGAUGAAUUUGAAAAAGAAGAAGGAUUGGAUGAAACUUUCGAUGAGCCGAACUCCAUCAUGUUCAAAUGCCAACUACCCGAAUCGGAAUGGAAAAGGUUAGCUCUUUGGAAAGACAUAACAAAGAAGGUGGUAUUGAACUACUUUAAUAAGUCAAUACAACAGAUUGAUUUCGAUGUAGAAGACGAUACUGUUGAAAAUGUUCUUGGUAAAAUAAACAGACCACAAGAGACGAACGAGUUCGAAUUUGAAGGAAAUAACACUAUUCGGAUCUGACAACCAGAUGCUGAAUUAUGUCGCUGAUAAAGCUGGUCGAAAGAGCGCGAUCCCAGAAAGUGUAACAGAAACGGUAAAAGUUACAGUGGAAAAUUAUAUAGCAUUAGACGCAGAAGGAAUACUCAACAAAUUAAAAAAUGAGAGUCCUUAUACAUCUUUUAAAGUGAACAGAGAGGCGGAAACGGUUACCUUCAAGUGCCCUAGUGAUGAAGUCCAUGAGGCUAAUUGCAGAAUUUUAAACCUUGCCAUUGAUACAACUACAGUCUUAUUGCAUAUAAAGGAUGAAGAAGCCCAGUUCAUGCGAAAAGGGGGCGAUAGAUUGAUAAAGGAAUAGCUCCAUAAAAAACGGAUGAAUAGCAAUUUUACUUUAUCUGAAAAGGACAAUAUUGACAGUGCUAUAAUUUAUACUGGUAAUGGAAUAGAUGAGGAAAAAGGAAAUGCUAGGAGUUAUAGAAAAUACUAUAAGAAUAUGUUUAGUAACUGUCGACAAGGAAGCUUCUGAUUAUUCUAAAUCAUCUGAAUGGAAAAGUAAAAAGCAAGAGAUCACAAAAAGGGCUAAGGGACCUUUGAUCAUUUUAGAUCCAAGUAAUAAACCGACUAUCACAAUAAUUGGGACAGUAGAAACUAGUAAAUAUGCGAAACUAGUAGUAGAAAAUUCAUUGAAACGUCAUAAAUGUGGAACAGUUACUCUCCGUGUGCCAAUACAAACUGCCGAGUACUUAGAUGAAUUCAAGAGCGAAGAAUAUCAUGACAAACUCGAAUGUGUAAAAGAUAGUAAUAGUUGCCUAACUGGUGAACUGUCCGUUCAUGACUCCGCUAAUGACAUCAGUCGUUUGAAAGAGGCUGUUCAGAGAGAAAAUAGGUCUACACUGGUUUUUACAUGAAGAAGUGUUGGAUAGCCAGUGUUAUCCAAGAGCUUGUAGACUUGAAAACACUUUCACGCAAUGAAAGGUUUCUGUUGCAACUAGAUAUAGGACACAGUCUUGCUGCACAAGGAAUCACGGUAGUUGCUGUCUUAUCCAAGUCUUGAACAAUUUUUCAAGUAAGUCAAGGCGAUAUCACGUUUGAGACAACAGAAGCCGUUAUUCACAGCACAAAUGGAGACAAGACAGCAUUUGAGCGGGGGCUAGGAAAAUGUUUAAAUGAUAUAGGUGGCGAUACUAUUAAAGAUGAAUUUGAAGGAAAGAUUUUCAGUGGAUUUAAAACUAGAGACGUAAUUUUGACAGGGUCAGGAAGUCUGCGUUGUCUUAAAAUUGUGCAUGCCUUUCCCCCAAAGCGAAGUAAUAAUUCAAAUUUGGAUGAUACAGAGAUGAAGACUUUAGUAAGGAAAAUAUUACAAAUAUGCCAAGACCAAGCAAUGACAUCAAUAGCUCUGCCGGCCAUUGGUUGUGGUGCUGGAAGAUGUCCUAUAGAAAAGACUACGCUACACAUGGUAGAAGCUGUGACGGAAUUUGUUGAAAAU
Molecule: messenger RNA, 3996 nt
Organism: Mercenaria mercenaria
Lineage: Eukaryota; Metazoa; Mollusca; Bivalvia; Venerida; Veneridae
Exons: 11
Coding region: 1-1119 (372 amino acids)
Source: RefSeq, a predicted model, not a curated record